This is a messenger RNA of Metopolophium dirhodum (rose-grain aphid), 793 nucleotides long. Its product is annotated as UDP-glucosyltransferase 2-like. NCBI's taxonomy places the organism in Eukaryota, Metazoa, Arthropoda, Insecta, Hemiptera, Aphididae. Bases 1 to 711 code for a protein of 236 amino acids. The transcript is spliced from 4 exons. Gene Ontology annotation, molecular function: UDP-glycosyltransferase activity. The record is from RefSeq and is a predicted model, not a curated record.
AUGGUAGACAAUAAUCAAUUCAAAUAUUUUUUAGAUAUAUUAGAAUUCAUCGAACAAUCACCACAUGGUGUUGUUUAUUUCACUUUUGGUUCAACUGUUAGAAUGACUUCAUUACCCAAACACAUACAAAAAGCAUUUAUAGAUGCACUUGCACAAAUCCCUCAAAGAGUGUUAUGGAAAUACGAAGAUGAAAUUGAAAAUAUACCAAAAAAUUUUAUGAUUAAAAAGUGGCUACCUCAACGUGAAAUUCUUUUGCACCCUAAUGUGAAACUCUUUAUCAGUCACGGAGGUUUAUCUGGGUUAUAUGAAGCAAUAGAUGGCGGUGUCCCCAUUCUUAGUUUUCCUUUAUUUGGUGAUCAGCCAAAAAAUAUUGACAAUAUAGUCAUUACAGGAAUGGCUAUUUCUAUGGAUGUUUUGUCCAUAACAAAGGAUGUGUUCUUAAAUAAUGUUUUAGAACUGUUCAACAAUAAAAAGUACAUGGAAAAUGCUAAAACUGCGUCGAAAAUAUUCAAAGAUCGGCCUAUAUCACAAGCAAAUCUAGUUGUGUACUGGACAGAGUAUGUUAUACGUCAUAAAGGAGCUCCCCAUUUGACAUCUCACGCAAUUAACCUAUCGUGGUAUCAAUACUAUCUUUUGGAUCGCAUUGCUUUAAUAUUAGUUUUUAUUAAGGCCGUCCUCCCACUAGGGCGACGCGACGCGACGCGAUUUUAAAUAAAUAUCGCGUGAUAAUCGUUUGUCUUAUAAAACACGGAAAAUAUAUCGGGGACUUCCCACUGACGCGACACGAUGUGAC